Pipistrellus nathusii (Nathusius's pipistrelle) is the source of this 321-nucleotide messenger RNA. The record is from the annotation of a GenBank genome assembly. NCBI's taxonomy places the organism in Eukaryota, Metazoa, Chordata, Mammalia, Chiroptera, Vespertilionidae.
AUGCGAAGAACCUGUGGCUGUGGUUCACCCCCAACGAGGUCCUUCCCCCCGGUUUUCACUCCUCCACCUUCCUCGCCCCGCUACCACCUUCUUAGGGUUUCCAGACAUCCGUCUCCCCAAUCCCACAGCAGGCCUCUGGGGCUGGGUGUUGGCCCCGGCAGCAGUGGCCUACCGAAGGACACACUCCCUCACCCUGUAGUUCAACCAAUGAACACCAACAUUUCUCCAAAGGAAUUUUGCUGGAAAACUAAGAGGAAACUAAAAAUAGACUCCAGGAAAUGUAAAGAUAUAAACACAGAAGAGAUUUUACAUCCUACGUAA